ACGAACACUCCCCCCACUCUCACUCGACUCGCUAUCCGCUCACCUCACCUCCGCUCGCCGAGGAGCAGAGCCCAGCCGAGCAGACGAGGAGCAUGAAGCGGACGAGGGCACAGCAGCCCAAACUGCAGGAGGCGCAGGACGGCGCUGGCGCCGGGAACCCCACUGCGAAGCCGCAGCGGCGGGCGAAGCAGCCAAGGCAGCCCAAGGCGGCGGCCAAGAAGGCGGCCGCGGCGGCGGCACGCGAGACCUCGUCGGCUUCCGGGGCGGCUGUCGCGUCACCGGUAUCCUCCUCGCCCGUUGCCGACAUGGCGCCCACCGUGCCCGACGUGUGCGCCGGCGGGCACGACGCCGGGGCGGCGACCGUGGAGUGGGACCUCGACGGCGGCCUCAGCACCGGGUCGUCGUGGUGGACGUUCGGCGUGGAGGAGGAGAAGCUGCUCGGGUGGUUCCCCUUCGUGGAGGAGGACUUCCGCUGCCUCAGCGGCCGCGGCGACGCCGAGAUGGCCUUCGACGACGACAUUUGGAGGAUCCACCAAAUCUACGAGAUACCCAAUUAUGCGGCCAAGUGAUUGAUCUAAUCGGAUUCAUCUUGUUUUGCCUAGAUUACUCCUUGUUGCAUGGUACAGGAAUCAGUCAGUGUUGAGUGCGUAGCCAAGAAUGUGUUGACGAGGUAGCUAGCUACUGAUGAUGGUAUCCCAAUUCCCCAAUUGCAAAAUGCUGCAAUUCUAAAACUACCUCCAUUACAUUC
Oryza brachyantha (malo sina) is the source of this 748-nucleotide messenger RNA. RefSeq lists its product as uncharacterized. Lineage: Eukaryota; Viridiplantae; Streptophyta; Magnoliopsida; Poales; Poaceae. The record is from RefSeq and is a predicted model, not a curated record. The transcript has a single exon. Bases 93 to 569 code for a protein of 158 amino acids.